AUGCGAUCCGACGAGGCGAUUUUCGACGAGAUCAUCAAGGAUGGCUCAAUGGAUAUCUCCGAGUGGCCAGAGCUUCUGAAGCGCCUUCUGACCCGUCUGGAACACAUCGCCCACAACUCCUUCCCGACGCCCCCGCCAGCGCCUAACCCCGCCGCGCCCAGCACCAUCCCCGCCUCCAACCCCUCCACGCAGUCCACCGCGCCCGACGCCUCCGACCCCUCUGAGACCCCCGCCGAGGCCCCCACCGGCCCCCCCAGCAACGACACCACCGAUGCCCCCACCGCAGCCGCCACCUCUACCUCCCCCAUGGCGCCUCCGCCCCCAUCCGAUGCCCCCACAACCCUCCCCCCCACCAGCGGCAACACCUCCCCCAUGUCCCCCGACGACCUCACAACCCUCACGCACCUCACCACGAUCCUCACCACCAGCUUCGACACCGCGCCCCCUUACACCAUCCAGCGCCUCGCCGAGCUGCUGCGCAACCCCACCGCGCACUACCGCUCCCUCACCAAGUACCUGCGCGCACUGACACGCGUGCUCUCCGUCUCCUCGGCCGCCACCGUCUUCCCGCUCGAAGACACCGCGGCGCCCGCGGCGCCCAACGGCGCGGCGUUCAUGCUCGGCAGCGACGAGUCGCUGGGCGGCGCGCUGCUGUCGCCUAUACCCUGGCUGACGCCCACCGCGCUGUCGGACGAGACGGCGGCCGUGUCGCAGGGGGAGCUGAUGCGCGCGGAGCAGGAGUUGGGGAUUGUUGCGGAGGGGGCGGCGGGGGAGGUGGCGGCGCCGCCGCCGUUGGGGCCCGAGGAUGUGGGGCCGCAGCCGGAGGGGACGGUGUUUGAGGAUCCGCCUGGGGUCGAGGAGAUGGGGAGGGUGGAGGAGAUGAGGGAUGCGAGUGUGGAGAGGGAGGAGAGGGGGGAGGAGAGUCUGGAGGAUAAGAUGCAGUUGGAUGCGGCGGCGGAUGGGAAGGAGGAGGAGGAGGCGAGGAAGGAGAGGGAGAAGGAGAAGGGCGGGGAGAAGGAGGGGGAGGGGGAGGGGGUCAAGGAUGAGAAGAUGGCGGAGGCGUAG
This is a messenger RNA of Morchella sextelata, 1065 nucleotides long. RefSeq lists its product as uncharacterized. Lineage: Eukaryota; Fungi; Ascomycota; Pezizomycetes; Pezizales; Morchellaceae. The record is from RefSeq and is a predicted model, not a curated record. The transcript is spliced from 4 exons. Gene Ontology annotation, biological process: protein dephosphorylation. Gene Ontology annotation, molecular function: protein phosphatase regulator activity. The coding region runs from base 1 to 1065 and encodes 354 amino acids. Gene Ontology annotation, cellular component: nucleus; cytoplasm; protein phosphatase 4 complex.